CUCCUCCUGCUCCUCCUGCUCCUCCUGCUCCUCCUCCUGCUCCUAGUCCUCCUCUUCACGGACCUGGACCGACAUCUGGUUCGUGGCUCUGAUCAUGGACUCUUUCUCUCCUUCUUUAUUUCUUUCUCUCCACUUGAGGACCGCGGGAUGUUUUGACUUGCUGCUUCUCGGAUUCUGCGUCUCGACGGGAAUUCAAGGCUGAAAGUCAUGCAGUGAUCGUUGCAGCGACAGUUGAUCCGAUGAUUGAGACCGGGACUCCGAGCAUGUUGGACAGAAGUGAGCCGGCACACUGCACCGUGUGCUGCUGCACGCUGGCCAACAAGAUCCUCAUGGUGCUCUUCAUGGUGCUGCUCAUCUUGGCCAUCUUGUUUGGGAACUUGGUGACUCUGGCUGUGAUUUUAGGGAAUAAACACUUCCACACGUCGCAGGGCUACCUGAAGGCGUCGCUCGCCGUGGCCGAUCUGGCCGUGGGGAUCUUCGUGGUGCCGCUGUCCGUCUACGCGGAGGUCUAUCUCAUGGUGACCGACUCGGCGCCGGACUGGACCGCGUACAACUCACAGUCGGUGAGUUUCCACCCGUGCAACGUCAUCGGUCCCAUCUUCGCCGGGUGCACUUUGGUCUCCAUCACGACCAUUUUCCUGCUGACCAUCGAGAGGAGCAUCGCCGUGUUGAGGCCGCUGCACAAGGACUCUGUGAUCACGCGUAAAAGGACCACGAUCCUCAUCGUCCUCUCCUGGGUGGGGAGCUUCUUCUUGGCGGUGUCUCCGCUGGUUUUCAGCAGCGAGAUCGCUCUGGAGUACAACUCCUGCAGCCGGAUGUGUAAUUACGCUCUGGGGACCAUCGGCGAGUUCCCGAGCCAGGCCUGGAACAUCCUCCUUCUCUUCCCCGCCUUUGACUUCACCCUCUUGGGGGGAACUGUGGUCAUUAACAUCAUCUCUCUGUCCAGCAUCAGGCAGCACUCGAAGCGCAGGAAACACCUGGCCGAGUCCGAGUGCCAAAGCACCACCAAACCGACCUUCUCCGACAUCAAGGCAGCCAAAACAAUCGGGACGCUGACUGUGGCGUUUACCGCAUCCUUCACCCCCAUCGCCGUCUUCGUGGUCGGCAACGUUCUGGGGAAUAAAUGGUGCAACUUCUCAUUUUUUGCCUUCUGGAUUUUGGCCACCAACAGUUGCUGGAAUGUCAUAAUUUACAGUGUGCAAGAUCAGAAGUUCAGACUUCGUGCGCACAAGCUCCUCGUGCCUUUCCAGAGAAAACACACGAGCAAAUCCUAAAAACAGAAACUUCAGGGACCAGAAACCAGAAACUGCAGCUCAGCCUGAGAGUCAUGUAGAUGUUUGUCACACAAACUCUUCGUUCAACAUAUUGUGAGUCUCGUUAUGAGACAUGUCUGCAUGUUUCGUGGACUGUAUUUCUUUUUUUUUGUGAAAUUGAAUUUUUUUAAAUGGAAUUAAUACGCAUGGACAGUAUCAGGUGUCAGAUGUUGGAUAUUAAAUGCUCUUUGUGGGCAUGUGUGUGUGUUGUGUGUAACGCUGCGAUCACAGAAGCCUGUUUCAGUCUGUGACAUGAUCGUUUGACCUGAGUGUGAUCAAU
This is a messenger RNA of Acanthopagrus latus (yellowfin seabream), 1593 nucleotides long. RefSeq names its product beta-2 adrenergic receptor. The transcript is spliced from 2 exons. Bases 240 to 1274 code for a protein of 344 amino acids. Lineage: Eukaryota; Metazoa; Chordata; Actinopteri; Spariformes; Sparidae. The record is from RefSeq and is a predicted model, not a curated record. Gene Ontology annotation, cellular component: membrane. Gene Ontology annotation, molecular function: G protein-coupled receptor activity. Gene Ontology annotation, biological process: G protein-coupled receptor signaling pathway.